AAAGAUAAUCAGUUGCAAAGAGAAGAACAAUCUUGAUUCUUGAAAUGGAGAAGAGAAACAAGAGACGAAUGAUUCUCUUCCCUCUACCACUACAAGGAUGCAUAAACCCUAUGCUUCAGCUAGCAAAGAUCCUAUUCUCAAGAGGCUUCUCAAUCACCAUCAUCCACACGCGCUUCAACGCGCCCAAAUCUUCGGACCACCCUCUCUUCACUUUCCUACAGAUCCCCGACGGUUUGUCCGAAACUCAGAAGCAGUCACGCGAUGUCCUGCUUCAGCUCACGCUCCUCAACAACAACUGCGAGAACCCGCUACGAGAGUGUUUGACCAAUCUCAUCAAAGGUUCAGAAACAGAGGAAGGUGGUGAGAUCAGCUGUUUGAUCGAUGAUUCCGGGUGGGUUUUCACGCAGUCCGUUGCGGAUAGUUUCAAUCUCCCGAGAUUCGUCCUCUGCGCGUAUAAGUUCACGUUCUUUCUCGGACAUCUUCUUGUACCUCAGCUUCGCCGUGAAGGGUUUCUUCCGUUUCCAGAUUCAGAAGCAGAGGACUCUGUUCCGGCGUUUCAACCGCUUCGAAAGAAAGAUCUCGCGAGAAUCAUGGGAAAAAAAGAUCAGGUCGAGCCGCUGGAUGCUUACUUGGUCAAGAUACUCGAGACGACGAAGCCAGCUUCGGGGCUCAUAGUCAUGUCCUGCGAAGAGCUCGACAGAGAUUCGCUUUCCGAGUCCCACAAAGUCUUUGCCUUUCCUAUAUACCCCAUUGGCCCACCUCACAUCCAUGUCGUGCCAGCUUCGUCUAGCAGCUUGUUCGAACCGGACCAGAGCUGCACUCCUUGGCUAGAUAAGCAAGAAACGAGAUCAGUGAUGUACGUGAGCUUAGGGAGUAUAGUGACAAUCACCGAGUCUCAGUUCUUGGAGAUUGCUUGUGGCUUAAGGCAAACUAACCUAUCUUUCUUGUGGGUUGUUAGGCCUGGUUCCGUCCAGGGCCGAGACUGGAUCGAGUCGUUACCAUCAGGGUUCAUGGAAGGUCUUAACGGAAAAGGAAAGAUAGUGAAAUGGGCGCCGCAGCUAGAUGUUCUCGCGCAUAGAGCAACGGGUGGGUUCUUGACACAUAACGGAUGGAACUCGACGCUAGAGAGUAUAUGCGAAGGGGUUCCUAUGAUCAGCUUGCCUUUUGUGUGGGACCAGUUGCUUAACGCGAGGUUCGUUAGCGAUGUGUGGAGGAUAGGGAUUCACUUGGAAGGUCGCAUAGAGAGGAGAGAAAUCGAGAGUGCCGUGAUAAGACUAAUGGUUGAACCGGAAGGGAAACAGAUUCGAGAGAGAGUUAACGCGUUGCGAGAUGAAGUAAGAAGAUCGGUUCAACGAGGAGGCUCGUCAUCUCGGUAUUUAGAUGAUCUGGUUGAUCGUAUUACAUCAUUCUAGCUUUGUAAUUUAACCAUGGGAGAUCGUUAACCGGAAAUGAUUCUGGUCAUUGUGUCGGACACUCUUGGUUUAAAUGACCGUUGAAACUAAACUAAUAUUACAUGUUGUUGUUUUGAAUUUGAGGAGUUAAUUGGUCA
Brassica oleracea var. oleracea is the source of this 1549-nucleotide messenger RNA. RefSeq names its product UDP-glycosyltransferase 76C1. Gene Ontology annotation, molecular function: UDP-glycosyltransferase activity. Bases 45 to 1412 code for a protein of 455 amino acids. Lineage: Eukaryota; Viridiplantae; Streptophyta; Magnoliopsida; Brassicales; Brassicaceae. The record is from RefSeq and is a predicted model, not a curated record. The transcript has 2 exons.